This is a messenger RNA of Knipowitschia caucasica, 741 nucleotides long. The record is from the annotation of a GenBank genome assembly. NCBI's taxonomy places the organism in Eukaryota, Metazoa, Chordata, Actinopteri, Gobiiformes, Gobiidae.
AUGAGGAAGAAAAUUGUGAAGGCUCCUUAUCUCCUCCUGAGUUUGUUCACAAGUUUGAAUUUGUGCUCCGGUAAAUUUGGGCAGCCCAUCACGGACGAUGUGAGGACGCUGGCUUUACUGGAGCAGAAUAUCCCCUGUGAUUAUGAGAUUCCUGUUCAAUACAUUCCCAGAGAAGUGGCUGGAAGGUGCUGGGUGGUGCUAAACAUCUAUCCUCUGGAGCAGAGUCUUCGAAAGCUGUCCGACACGUUUGGAGCCAUUUCCUCCAACAAAGACAACAUUGUGGUUUUCAUUGCCAUGCUUAAAAGUCUGCGCUUCAACUUUGACCACGAGGAGCUGGAAACAGCGAUGCAGCUCUUCCACUGUCACUAUCGGGAGGGCUCCUUCUUGACCGGUCAUUAUUUUGACUACAUUAAUGACAUUUUGAACACGGCAUCAGAGGAGACGUCCAGCUUCUCCUGCAAACCUCCUCCCUGCCUCACGUCGCACACAUCCCCAGGGAGCCAUGAAGCAGGACAUCCGAAAAACAGGACAGUUCUACUUCUGCUGCUCAUCCCUAUAUCAGCAUGUGCUGUACUCCUAGUGUGGUUGGUCAAGUCCAAAAAGCCAUCUGCAGCCUGCAACUCCGAAAAUAACCCAGCGCCACCUUCUGACACCAUCUCAAGUGUGUCUAUCUCCAUCCCACUCCAAACCAUCGCCCACCACAGAGCAGAGGAGGCCGCUCCUGGACAUCAAAGUGGGUGA